AUGGAAGGGAUUGAGACUGUGGAUGUCAGCUGGCUGCAUCACUCGCAAAAAGACCAUCUGUCGCGCUGUAAAUCGGCAUCAUCAGUGGUUAGCGAUAAGUCUGUCGCGGAUCCAGAUGUCACAUAUGCCCAAGAACGAAGUCUCGAAAAACCAAGCACUACCGAUAAUAACUCUUCAGCAUCAGCCCCCCUCACUCCUACCAUAUCUAAGAGUUCGUCACAAGAAGAUGGUGCGAAGGCCACGAAGGAGGUGAAAAAUGAAGACAAGUCAGUGGAGGGAAAGCCUACUGGCACAUCGCCAGCUACUCCGAAAACCGCGCCUAGGCCGGUCACCGGACGAAGGAACUCUUGGAUAUCGACCCUGAGCUCCAAGUUUUCCUCUGGUUCUACUCCACCGUCGCAGUCGAAUGUGAAGGCACAGCAGAGCCCGAAGGCGACCUCUCCUGUUUCGAAAAUGGACAUGCACAAUCCUUUCGGUGCGGCAUAUUCUCCAAAGGACAAGGAAGAAGAGAGGACGAAUGAGAAUAGCCCUUUCGCCUCAACAUCUCCCAAAGGUCCUUCGUUCCUUCAGAGCGCCUUCCGGAAACUUUCGUCAUCCGCAUCUGGUGGUACUGGUAAAGCCGCUUCUACUGGUACGAUCUGCCAACGUCGCGUAAUGAACAUCGAUCCGGAUCGAGAUAGGUGCAAGAUCCCGGAUCUGAAUCCUGCCAAAUUGCGCCGUGUCGCUUUUUGUGUGGAUGUGGAGAUCGCUGGGAUAUCCUACCGAGAUUCGGAUGAAGACAGCCCACCAGCAAGUAGUAGGCGACGUCCUGUCCCAGAGGUUAACAACCAAAAGUCCAAACGAUCGCAUAUCAAGUCGAAAGAGAAGGAGGAAGCUGCCGCGUUAAAGAAUCCCCAGGCUGUGGUUUCUUCCAAGGACAAGAGUAGCCCAACAAACGGGGCGGAUGGGAAGACUUCUGGAUCAACAGACACACCGCCAGCUGAAGCGAAUGCCAAUGGCGAGACGAAAGAGCCAACACGAAAGCAGGAAAAGAAGAAGAGGUCAGAAGAAGAAAGACGUGAGCGGAGGGAAAGAAGACGCAGACAGGCAGAAGCAAAUGGCUCCAUACCCAUGCAACUCACAGCCGACGGCCAGGAAUAUGGUUGCCGAACGCCUGCAUCUAAUACGAGCCGUACUAAGACACAGAGUCAUCCAACGACAGAUCCUGUGCGGAUAUAUAGACGCUGUUGUCAACUGCGCGAGACACCUGUGCUCAAGCGUAUAGUUGACGAGAUCUCAUCACCUUCCUCCACGUUAGCCGAGUCUCCAGGAACCGUGGCCGUGCUUGACCUCAGCGACUUCCCUAUGACGGCCGAGGAUAUUGCUACUUUCUGCGAUUGGCUCGCUGUUGUACCCGUUCGAAAGCUCAUCAUUGAAAGAUGUGCUCUGACUGACGACUCGGUGCGAUCUAUUCUCGCUGCACUACUUUCAACUAGAACCGUGGAACAGAUGAUGCAGCGGCGUAGAAAGGGAAAGAAGGCAGAGGAGGUGACUUCGGAGAAAGAACAGCGGUUCAGCGUCGUUGAGAAGGUGUCGCUGAAAGAUAACCCCAAAAUCGGACCAGAAGGCUGGCGUCAUAUCUGCCUAUUUGUCCACCUAUCAAAAUCCUUGAAGGCGAUCGACUUGUCUGGCAUUCCUCUUCCCAAGACACCCAUUACUGUCAACUGCUCCAACAAAGGAGCCUCGCAAACCCAGAACGUCACCAACGUAGCGACUCUCUUCGCGACUUCGCUCGCACAACGCUUUGGCGGGGACCACUUGGAAGAAUUGCUGCUGAGCGAAUGCCGACCUACGACCGAAGAUGUGAAGAAAAUAUGUGAUGCAGCCACAACCCUUGGCUUGAGGAGACUUGGCUUUGCCAAUAACGAGCUGAGCAGGGAAGGUCUGGAGCACAUUGUUGAUUAUCUCAAGGCAGGGAAAUGCGAGGGGCUAGAUCUGGGUGGAAAUCCCAUCCAAGACCAGUUGGACUUGAUCAUAUCUUCUUUCACGGGAGACCACCCGCUGUAUGCUCUUAGCUUGGCUGACUGUUCACUUACGCCUUCUACCGUCUACCCCUUGUUCCAAGGAUUGACAAAAUUGCCGGACCUUCGUUUUGUUGAUUUCUCCCACAAUCCAGGUCUUUUCACUAUGCAGCCCGAUGCGCUAGCAACCUUCCGGCGUUUUCUUCCCAAAAUGCCUGCUCUCAAACGCAUCCAUUUGGCCGACGUCAACUUGUCUCCUGACCAAACCAUUGCUCUGGCCGAGGUCCUCCCCGAAUGUCCCAGCUUAUGCCACUUGAACAUUCUCGAAAACCCAGCCAUUACGGCAUUGGCAUCUGCGACGGAUCCCGCCAAUCAAGAAGAGGCAUGUGCUGUGUAUGCAUCCUUGAUGGCGGCAGUGCGUGUUUCCAGAACGAUCAUAGCCGUGGAGAUAGAAGUCCCUACUGCCGAAAACAACGAGGUUGUGAAGGCUUUGGCUUCCCAGAUAGUCGCCUACUCCCUCAAGAAUCUGGAGCAAGGUGCCAUUGCAGCAGAGUUUUCCGAUCCAACAGAUACACCCACGAGAUCAGCCGUCCAUGUUCCGGAGAUUUUGCAGCAUAUCGUCGGCCACGGUACUGGAGAUGAGGUGGAGGAAGUUGACGAGGCUGCACCUGAUGAGGACUAUGUCAUUGGAGGGACCGGCGUCGUCAAAGCUCUCGGUGUUUGCCUCGGUAACGUGGAUCGCCAUGUGCCAGGAGACCAGUCCGGACCCCCAAGUGGCACAACUACACCCAGGCAUAGGAAAUCCAGGUCUUAUGUCACUAAACGACCCCGUGACAUGUCUAAGAACCUCUUGGAGUCUGCACGUAAUAUCCGGACGCGAAUCCAGUCGGCCCUUGUUCGCGAAGAUAAGGCCGGCAAUGACACCAAUUACCGGCGUCUUCAAUUCCUUGACUUCACCUUACAGCGCAUGAUCCAGCGAUUUGAGGACGAAUAUCCUGAGACCCGCAUCAUACCCCAGUCCAUCCCAUCGUAUGCGAUCCAGGAUACUAGCUCACAGGGUUCUAACGACGACGCAUGGAACGGGCCCGUGUCUGAAAACACCCAGCUGAAUGGCACCUGCGCUGAUGCCGAGGCCGUGGCAGAUGACGAGGAGGAGCAAUAUGCCGUCCGACUAUCGCGGUCAAGCUCGAUUACGUCGCUUCAUUCACGCGCAAUGACCUCCGAGGAAGGCCAUGUUCACCGUCUCGGGCAGAACAUUCGGCGCGAUUUCCUCCGGCCUUCGUUCGAUCAGGCUGACGAUGAUAUGUCGGCAUUCUCAUUCGAAGAGUCCCAUAUGGCCGCUUUGCGUGAUAAACUUGAUCGUCUGCAGGAGGAACAAACCCACACACCUUUUGAGAGUGUGGAUGCGGACAAAGCGCUGGGAGAUCUGGGCAACACAGUGGAGGAGUUAUGGGCCGCUCGUAAGAACGAUGCGGAAACCUUUGAGAAGUUCCGGCAAAGCCAAAUCGCUGCGCAAUUCAACAGUGGCAAAAGGACAUCGUCUAGCAGGAGCCAUGGGAACGAAGAUACCGAAUCAGAUCAGCAGGCUUCUCUCUGA
Aspergillus tubingensis is the source of this 3597-nucleotide messenger RNA. Its product is annotated as putative cell wall biogenesis protein Mhp1. Gene Ontology annotation, biological process: activation of GTPase activity; nucleocytoplasmic transport. Gene Ontology annotation, cellular component: cytosol; perinuclear region of cytoplasm; nucleus. The transcript is spliced from 3 exons. The coding region runs from base 1 to 3597 and encodes 1198 amino acids. Lineage: Eukaryota; Fungi; Ascomycota; Eurotiomycetes; Eurotiales; Aspergillaceae. The record is from RefSeq and is a predicted model, not a curated record. Gene Ontology annotation, molecular function: GTPase activator activity; small GTPase binding.